This is a messenger RNA of Triticum aestivum (bread wheat), 1144 nucleotides long. RefSeq lists its product as uncharacterized. Lineage: Eukaryota; Viridiplantae; Streptophyta; Magnoliopsida; Poales; Poaceae. The record is from RefSeq and is a predicted model, not a curated record. The transcript is spliced from 3 exons. Bases 337 to 777 code for a protein of 146 amino acids.
UCUUUCCCUCCCGUCCAUCCCCAUCCCCCUGUCGGCCUGUCCUGUUUCCAAAAGCGCCCGUCGAGGCCGCCGGUGACCCUCACCAUCGGAGCCCUCCCCACGCCAUCGUCGGAGGGAGUUGUCGCCUCGGCUAGGCUAGCGUCGUAUCCGACGCGUCUACGCGCCCCAGCUCCCAGUCUCCCCGCCUCAGUGAUGGAUAGGUGCGAGAUGGAUGAGGGGAGGAGCGGGGAUGGUGCAGUGGCCAAAGGAGGCGUGGCGGCGGCGUCGGGAGCUGUGGGAGAUGGACCUCACUGCUGCCCACUGUGAUGAGCCUCGCCGUCGCCAUCCCAUGGUGCUAUGAUGCCCGUACGAUGGCCGGUCAGGUCCGUAUUGUGUGGUGAGAUCCGCCCGGCGGGGAGCCACACAAGGUCCAAUAUGCACGCGAGGGAACAACAACGUCAGAUGGACUGGCCCGAUGUGAGGGUGACCACGGGCAUCCAGUCGUAUGACACACCGCUCCCAUCGGUGAGGCCAAAUCCCCAUAUUAUUCAUCCAAAGUGGACGAAGUGGCAAGAACUGACAAUUAAUCGAUUUACUGUAUGCACAUGCGUUCAUCUGCUCCUCUGGCCACUUCAUGCCAUGCGUGCGCGCAGUCCUUGCCUCAUUGGUCAUAUUCACGCUCAUGGCGAGCCUCGGUGGCCUGCGGCCGCCGGCGUGCCCGCUCGGCCGCUGCGAGCAGGCGUCGACGGGGCGGAUGGCGGCCAUGUAUGCUGGCAGCACCAAUAUUCAUGUGCCUGAAAAACCUCGGACAGUAAAGACUGAAGUAUGUAAAUAAGGUUUUUCAUAGUGACACUGACAAAGCUUAUGCAUGAGAUGGAGCAUCCUUGUACAUUACUUUGCAGGUUUCAAGCCUUUUGAUGGAAGCUUCUGUAUGUGAUGGAAGCUCCUGUAUGUGGGGCCAUUGAUAACACAGCCUUCCCUAUUCUGUUGAGACUCUUCUUUUUUGUAGAUUUUUCUAUUUACUCCAUAGUUCAAAGCUGGUGCUUUUGUGAAUUUAAUUUGAGAGUAUUUGUUGGUUAUGUAACUGAAUUUGGACCUCACAAUCAGCUAUUAAUUUUCUCUCUGGAAAUUUUGAUAGACAAGAUUAAUAUUCCAAACGUAUUCA